UGGUCGUACUUGCAUAGUCAGUCGUGCGUGUUUGUCGUGGUGUGGAGCGGAGUGAUGGAUUGAAAUUAAUAAAAAAAUAUUGUAACUAUAUGAAUAUUCUAUUAUGCAAAUAUUGUGUAGGUACUGACUUUCUUUGCUGGCUUGCAGUAAUUGGUUUUAUCAAUAUUCAAUAUGAAAGAAAGGAAAAUGUCCGGUACUAGCACAAAUUCUGUUCCCACCAAUGAAUAUGCGGAAGCUUUUAGCUCUAUUAAUGAAAGACCCGUGGAUGAUAUUUCACUGGAGUUCUUCUACAAACCACAUACUAUUACUCUUCUGGCGGUUUCCAUCGCAGCUGUAAUCUACACAGCCUUUGUCAGAGAUGAAACCAGCACUCAAGACAAUAUCUGGGCUGGAAUUUGCUGUGUAGUAUUUUUUUUCCUUAUAGUAUCAGUACUAACAUUUCCUAAUGGUCCAUUUACAAGACCUCAUCCAGCAGUCUGGAGAAUUGUGUUUGGCACGUCGGUGUUAUACCUUCUUGCUUUACUAUUUUUAUUAUUUCAAAGCUAUUCUACAGUUUAUGAAAUAAUGUAUUGGAUGGAUCCCAAUCUUCGCAAUUUCCACAUUGAUAUGGAUAAGGAAUAUGCAGUAAACUGCUCUGAUUUCAGUGUGGCAAAAGUUUGGUCUCAUGUAGAUGUGUUUGCAUUUGCUCACUUUUUUGGAUGGAUGUUCAAAGCCUUACUCUUCAGACAUGCUGGUUUGUUGUGGGCUAUAUCAAUAAUGUGGGAAAUUACUGAAAUUGCAUUUGCACAUUUACUUCCAAACUUCUUAGAAUGUUGGUGGGAUUCAAUCAUUUUAGAUGUACUUGUAUGUAAUGGACUUGGAAUAUGGUGUGGACUUAAAAUAUGUAAAGCCUUGGAGAUGAGGGAAUACAAGUGGGUUAGCAUAAGGGAUAUCUCUUCCACAACUGGAAAGAUAAAGAGGGCCAUACUACAGUUCACACCAGAACAGUGGACCCCUGUAAGGUGGCUGGACCCCACAUGUACUUAUAUGAGGUUCUUCGCACUUAGCCAGCUUGUGGUGUUUUGGCAAUUAUCGGAAUUGAAUACAUUUUUCCUGAAACACAUAUUUGAAAUGCCACCAUCACAUCCUUUGGUAAUUGCACGUCUUUUGCUCAUAGGGGUUAUUGUGGCACCUUCUGUUAGACAGUAUUACAUUUAUGUAACAGAUCCUAAGUGUAAGAGAGUUGGCACUCAGUGCUGGGUGUAUGGAGCUAUAAUGGUGACAGAGUCAAUGUUGUGCAUUAAGAAUGGGAAAGAACUUUUCGGCCAAGCCCAAGUGUGCAACGUUAUCAUAUGGCUAGUCAUUCAAAUCCUAGUUUCAGUUGGUUGUGUGUAUGGUGUAGUUCUCUAUCAUCGUUAUUUUGAGCCAAAUCCGGAAUAUGCUGUAGAUAGUCCAAGAAAACGUGAUUGAAUUAUUGUGAUGUUAUAAAGUGAAGGCCUGAUCAACUUAAAAGUAUUUUGAAGGAUCGUGAAUUGUUGCACUUGGUCGGUAAUUUUUUUUUUACACUAAUAAUAUCAAAUAACGUGAUUGCGUCUUCCGAAAGCUAUAGUCGUACAGCUUGGUUGAAUUGAAUAUGCUACUGCCUAGCAAUUCUAUCUUCCUAAGUAAUGUUGCGGAUUGUAUCAACAAACAUGAUUGAUUAUAUACAUAUAUUAUACGAAAGUAGUAUUAGCGGCGUUAAACUGGAAAGGUUAGUUCCGAAAAUUAGACUUUUUACGUACGUACAUAAAUUGGCUUAUUUGAUCACUCCUUCAAACACGAUUACGAUAUAAUGUACCUAUCAACGGUGUCAAUUUUGGCCAUACCUACUAAAUUUUUAUUUUAAGUUACCUUUAACUGUUUUAUUUCUAAUCAUCCUAUAAGGAAAGGGACAGAUUGAUUGCUUUUAAUUUUAAACAUUAAUUUCCCGUGAAUCCACUAGAAUACGCGCCAUGGAUUCCCGCGCGGAUUUUAAUAGAGUCAAUUGACAAGGCAGAACAAUUGUAUACAGACACUGCGAUACUAGAGCUGUAGCCGCGAGACACCUGCAAACCCCAAAAAACUAAAAUAAAACUAAAGCUGGUGUCUGCUAUAAUUUAAGAUAAGCGCACUAUUUUUUCUAUAGGUACAGUCAUGAGCAAUAUAAUGUAUCCAAUUUAGGACUCUGUCGCACUAACAUAUUUGACAUUUAGUGAGACUUACAGUUUAAUUUGUCAAAAAAGUUAAUGUGAUAUGGUACCAAAGUGUAUGUACAUAUUAAUGCUCGUGACCGUACCUAUUAUUGGAAAGAUUCGAAACGAAAUAGAUAUGGACAGUGUGUUAUUUUAUUAGUGAAAAGUUGAUGGCGUAUUUCCUUAAAAUUAUGAUGCUUCUAUUACGUUUGUGUGAUGUGAAAUAGUUUACUUAAACCUACUAUCUUUUUAUGUACCUAAUUAAAUGAUAGAAACUCAUACUGUUUAAGGAAUGUACCAGUCAACUUAUUUAAAAAGAAACCGUCAUCUGCGGCAGACUUAACUCUCUAACUACUAGGUAUAUUUACAUUAUUUAUUUACUAAGCAUGUAGUUUUUAUAAUAUUUAGAUAAAAUAUGGUGUAAUCUGGCCGUGCCUACUUUGUUAAGUAGGUUAUAAAAUAAGAACAAGCGGAGGUUUGUCUGUUUAGAUAUUCCUGUAGGCUAGUUAUUAUUUUAAAUAAAACUAAAUUAUAAUCCACGAACGGGCGGAACGGGUCUACAAAAACAACACACUCUCUUAAAGAGCUUGGUUACCAUGGCUACUCCACAGCAACUCCCUCAAGAGCAUGGUUACCAUGGUUACGCCCCGUCGGUUUGCUAUUAGACUACACGAUCUGAUCGGCAAACGGGAGUUGGUGGGGAGUAACGAUGGUGACCUGUGACCUUGACACAUCUAGCCUGUCGGACAGGUAGGAUUAAUAAUCCCUUACGUUGUUGCUCCUGCAUAUAGUCAUACCAUACCAAAUACUAAUCUAUAGUUAAUUUUAAGUUAAGACAUAUUUAACAGGAGUAUUACCUAUAAUACUCCAUUAUUCGAUGGUUCUGUACGUAUGCUAAAUUAAUAAAAUUCAAGUGUUGCCGAAAACUAUUUGUCCUUCUAAAUACUCUGCACAACCCAUCGACCAGCAGAAAUAUAGCAAUACUAUCGGCUUAGUGGUUCAAAUUAUUGUAAAUGAUUCGUCCAUUAAAUUCAUUGUAAAUAAGCUAGUCCUCGACAUAUCACAGUCAUCUCGAUACAACUGUUGGACCUCAUUUCAAUCAUCUGUCCCGAAUAUUUAGCGUCCAGUAGUUUGGCAUUCCGUGUACAAAUAGAUUAGAUAUAUUUACAUAUGGCUGUGCAAUUCUGUUUAUUGCAUACAGAUUGAAAAUGAAUUGUUUUAUGUGGCAUAUUGUCAAAUCGUCAUUAGUCGGCUACACUUCUACAACAGCAAAACAAUUGUGGUAGUAGGGAAACAAUAUUUAUUAGUAUCGUAACGAAAACUUUGAGGGAUGAUUCAGACCAUGAUCCUGAGUUGAUAUCAAGUGAAAUGUCUUGUUCGAAAAUUGAUGAAAAUUGUAGUGUUUUCUUUAAAUACUUGCAUGGCUACCUGUACGUACCUGCUUGUACGGAGUGUAUGUGAUACCGUAACAGAGAGGGGGAUGAUGCAACUCAGUAUUCUGAGUUAAUAUCAAGUGGAGUUUUCCAUCAAAAAAGUAUAGAAUAUUUUCAUAAAAAAUCUAUAAGUUUUGCGACGGAAAAUUCCACUUGAUACUAACUCAGAAUCAUUGUCUGACUCACUCCCUCAGUAUUUGUUACGAUGUUACUAACAUCCAGUAUAACUAGUAAAAUCUCGUAUUGGUAAGCGUCGUGUUGAAAUAAAAAGUGAAGGUAUUAUAAUUUGUAUGCUUAAAGUCCAAAGUGAUCUUUUUUCUUUACAACGCUUAUUUUGCUAAUCACGUGUAAUGAAAUAAAUCAUAAACGUCUAGUUAAUUUGCCGGGUAGAUUAUAGAUUUACUAUGUUAUUUAUACUGGGUGUUAGUGACAUCGUAACGAAAACUUUGAGGGAUAAUUCAAACCAUGAUUCCAAAUUAAUAUCAAGUGGAAUCUGCGACGAAAACGCAAAAGUAUGGAACUGAAAAUAAUUUAAAAACACAAAAUUUUCAUGAAUUUUUCGACAGAAAAUUCCACUUGAUAUCAACUCAGAAUCAUGAUCUGAGUCAUCCCCUUCAGUAUUCGUUACGGUGUUACUAACACCCAUACGCACUCGUAUGGCUACCUGUACGUACUUUUACGGGGUGUAAGUGUAAGUCGAAUCGAAUACUGAGGAGGAUGAUUCAGCUCAUUAUUCUGAGUCACGUGUUUGUUACGUCUGUAGUUAAGAAAUGAUAAGUGAUAAGUAUAUAAAGUAUGAUCUUCAACAUACAAGUUACUCGGCAGUAACUUGUAUGCCUAUAUCGAAUGUGGUUACGUUUGUAAGUACAUAGGUAAUUCACAAGUAGGUACCUAUCACACAUUUUUCAUUACAGUUGUAAAAUAGACAAAUCCGUUUCGCUACAACGGGACACAGGAUUCCUCCACCACUGACUAACUAUCUCCGGCUUUAGACUAGAUAUUGAAAAACUGAUUUCAGAUUAAUCUUCAGCGUGUGCACGUGAGCAGAUUGAUGACAAUAAAAAACAAAACAUGGUGUCGAUUCUGGGACGCACAAACUUUAUUUAAAUUUGAUAGAACUAAAAUUAGCUCUAUCUCUUUUUUGCACUCAUAACAGUCAUAAUCCUAACAUAACUGAACGACGACAGCACAUAUUAUAUCAGAGCUGUUUUAAACGAAAAUUCGUUAAAAUAGUGUAUUAAUUCUAGGUUUCAUUUAGUCGGAACUAAUUAAAUCGAAGUGUGUAUAAUAAAUUAUAUGUCCUACCUACUUAAUUUAUGUGGGAUUUGGAGGAGUAAAAAUCCCUUGCAAAAACAAUUUAGCAAUUUUAAAAGCGCGUGAGUAAAAAUUAUAUUGUAGGUAUUUCUAAAAUAUUCUAAUGUAUUUGCUCAAAAAAUGUUUCUAUUACAGUGAAAUUGUAAAAAACACAGUUUUUUUUAAUGUUUUUACUGGAAAACCUAUUAAAAAUUGCACCGAUGUCCAUCUCAAUGAGCGUGGUCAUGCUGUCGGCGAUCAAAACCUUCUAAUUUUUGCUGUUUUGAACAGACAAGAUAUAUUAAAAACAGUUUCCGUUUUACUUAAAGCUUUCACAAAAUCUCGAUAAGAACUAAGUAGGUAAGUAAAUUGUAAAUGAAUAAUAAAUAAAAUAUAGAAAAUAUUAUAAUACAAUACUACAACACAUCUUUAUAUAAAUAUUACAUAAUUCUGAAAUAACGCCAUUUAUCAGAUUGUGUUUUUGAUUUAGCUAUAUGAAACGUUUAGGUGAGGAAAUAGUAAAUAAAUGCAACCACUGGGAAAAACGGUAAUUUUUGUUGUUAUGCAUCACAAAAUGUGUCUGUCGCUUGCGGAGUGCAUAAACAAAAACGCAUUUUUAUAAUAACUACCAAAAAUACAUUUACGUACCUACCAUUAUUCUUUAAUCGGUAUUACCUACUUACCUGCAAUGUGGGCUUUCCAGGCUACGUUCCCCAAAAAAAAAUAUAGGCGGCGCUGUACAGAGUUGCCUUCAUGAUAACAAACGUACAUAAUGCAUUUCUUAUCUUAGUUUUUGGGUAUAAAUGAUGACCUUGUUAUUACACUCGGGCACAUCACAUCUUCCACCCAUUAUUGUUCUGAUCAAAAUAAAGAGAAGCAAUGUAGGUAGCAACAUAAUUCUAUACAACAUCUGAUGCAAACAUCAAGCAACAAUUAUUUUUAUAUAAGUGGCCUGGAAAGUCCCUCAUUAACUUUACCUAUUUACUUACAUUUAAAGAACAGCGACAUAAAACCAAAAUAUAUUUUUAGUUAUUGGUCGAAUAUAACUAGGUAUGCUAAUGUUAAACAUUACCUGCUUGUUGAAUGUUUAGAUAGGUAUGAUUAUUUAUUAAUUGUUAUUUACAUUUAAAAAGAAAGUGUAAGUACCUUUUUGUUAUUUGCUCAUUAAGUACCUAUCUAUUUACUAUGUGGUAUUAUCAAUAAUGAGAAUAUAUAGUGUGGUUUGUUUUCUCAAAACUAUGUGGAAAGGUCUGACUGCAGUCCGCAUUGUUAGUUCUAGAACCGCUAAUGCUCCGCUUUUUUGUGAUCGGGAGUCUAUAAAGCCAUAUUGAAGAUAAAGAUAAUUUAUUUGCUUAAACUUGAAUCAAUUCAUCUAAAAAAAUAACAAUACCUAUUGUAAUUUGUCAAAUAGCAAUUAUGCUAUUUAUUAAAUUUUUAAAUUUUUAGAAGAAUUGCUUCAAUGUGGCGUUUUUAACCCCACAGGUCUUAUUCAGUAAGGAUGAUUGUAUGUAGUAAGAGCUGAGAGUCACGCAAUUUCAAAAAGCUGUUAGGUCAUAUUGUGUGUUCCACCGAUGCAUGUAUGAAUACAUAAUAUGUUAUUUACGAAAGCAAUGUACCUGCAACAUACUUGAAUAUUACCUCUAGUGAAAUUCGAUGUACCUCCAUGAAAUGGGAGAAAUUAUAAUAAUAAAGUGAGCCGCGGUUCUGACGGACAAUAUGGCGGAUGUAUGUUGAAAAUGGAUGUAUUAGCACACACCGAACUCUUCAUACAAGCAACCUUAUUUUCCAGACACUACAAAUUAACAUUAUCGUACACGGCCGACUGCGUGUGUGAUGUCUGAGGGCUGCCAAUUACAAUACCCAAUUUAACCGUUAUUAAUAGUAGGUAGUCCACCUAUUAGGUAGUAAGUACUACUUACGAAAGAAGCUUUUAUAACCAUCACUUAAUAUUUAUUUACCACACAAAUGACAAUCAAAAAAUUUGAAAAAUGAACGUUCAUAAUAAGUAUAAAUAAAUAGGCUUUACACUUAAAAAAAAUCUGUCCAGAAUUAACUAUAACUAACUAACGAUAAAUUACCUGUUUUCUCAUUACUCGGGUACAUAAUUAUUUAAAAAUAUAAUGUAAAAGCAGAAGCAAGAAGAAGAAGAAGUUUCUCUUUUGUUUUGUAUUUUGUUUUUUCCUGUUUGUGCAAUAAAGUAUUUGUUAUGUUAUGUUAAGCAUAUAUAAAAAUAAUUGUUGCUUGCUUCUCUUUAUUUUGAUCAGAAUAAUAAUGGGUGGAAGAUGUGCCUGGCUGUAAUAACAAAGGCAUCGUUUAUAUCCAAAAAUAAAGAUAAGCGGGCAAUGUACUGUGAGAUCAAAAAUAUUCGAAUCAAAAAGUCCCUCGGCGACCAAUUUUAACAUUCGAACAUGUAAACUAAACUGAUAAAAAAUAAAAUCAACGGUCCGCGCGUAGCCUUCAUGAUUCGUUCGAGGGUUGUGGUAAAGCCAGCUCAGACGCUGGUGGGGAGCGGAGAGUUGCCAUUCUCCUUAUACGUAGUUAUUAUUCCUUAUUCUAUGGUAAUGUAGGUACGGUUAUGUGAUAUUUACCAAAGGAUUGUACUUACAGUGUACCUAAUAAAAUAUAAUCGAAAUCAAAAUACGACUAGUAAUUUAAUUACCAGGAAAUCAACAAAACAAAUUUAUUGUAAGGGCGCUUUUACAUUAACGAUUUUUGUCGGCUCACUUCAUUAUUAAUUUCUCCCGUUUUAUGGAGGUACAUUGAAUUUCAAUUGAGGAACAUUACAUCACAACGUACUGACGUUGCAGGCGCAUUGCUAUCUUAUAUAACAUAUUCAUAUUUGCAAUAGUACACCGACCAUUCUGACCCACACGUUAUAUUUUCUCUCACGAAGGUGUGACAUCUUGACUUUAUUGUUUCCUUUUAUUUAUUUAUUGUUAUGUAUGUGGAUGUUUAGUGACAUUAAAUAAAAACAUGUGAUCAGAU
Pectinophora gossypiella (pink bollworm) is the source of this 7900-nucleotide messenger RNA. RefSeq names its product phosphatidylserine synthase (gene l(3)77CDf). The transcript has 7 exons. Gene Ontology annotation, biological process: phosphatidylserine biosynthetic process. Gene Ontology annotation, molecular function: L-serine-phosphatidylethanolamine phosphatidyltransferase activity. The record is from RefSeq and is a predicted model, not a curated record. Bases 172 to 1449 code for a protein of 425 amino acids. Lineage: Eukaryota; Metazoa; Arthropoda; Insecta; Lepidoptera; Gelechiidae.